Lacerta agilis (Sand lizard) is the source of this 1082-nucleotide messenger RNA. It is a transcript of the gene TOMM34, whose product is annotated as translocase of outer mitochondrial membrane 34. Gene Ontology annotation, molecular function: heat shock protein binding. The record is from RefSeq and is a predicted model, not a curated record. Gene Ontology annotation, cellular component: mitochondrion; cytosol. Lineage: Eukaryota; Metazoa; Chordata; Lepidosauria; Squamata; Lacertidae. The coding region runs from base 109 to 1017 and encodes 302 amino acids. The transcript is spliced from 7 exons.
GCCCGCCCCCUUGCUUAAUCGAGCGCAGAGGGAGGAGGAAGCUGCAGCCCCGGCUGCUUUCCCUUACGAGAGCCGGCGCCGGCUUCCUCGCACCCCGCGGCCGGCUUCAUGGCUCCUGCGUCGCGGAUCGCUGACUUGCGGCAGGCGGGCAACGAGCAGUUCCGCAACGGGCAAUACAGCCAGGCGGCCGCCCUCUACGGCCGGGCGCUGGAGUUACUGGAAGCAGCAGGGGAUGCAAAUGCAGAAGAGAGGAGUGUUCUUUUUUCCAAUCGUGCUGCCUGCUAUUUGAAAGAUGGGAACUGUAGUCUCUGCAUUAAGGAUUGUUCUGAGGCCCUGGAUCUGGUCCCUUUUGGAAUCAAGCCCCUGUUGAGGCGCGCAGCAGCCUAUGAAGCUCUUGAGAGAUACCAUUUAGCCUACGUGGACUACAAAACUGUGUUACAGGUUGAUAUCACUGUACAAGCUGCACAUGAUGGAGUCAAUCGAAUGACCAAAGCCUUACUGGAAAAAGAUGGUCUUCAGUGGCGGCAGAAGCUCCCACCCAUCCCAUCUGUUCCAGUUUCUGCUCAGAGACGGUGGGAGCCCCCAUCUGGAAGCCAAGAAGCUACUACAAGAAGCAAUGAAAACAAUACGGCAGGAACAAAGCAAGUGCCUACUGCUGCCACAAUGGAUCGAGCAAAUGUGUUGAAGCUGGAAGGAAAUGAGUUUGUAAAGAAGGGAAACUAUAAAAAAGCUGUUGAGAAGUACACAGAAAGCUUAAAACUCCAUAAGCUGGAAGGUGCAACGUACACUAACAGGGCCCUUUGCUACCUGAAUAUGAAGCAGUACAAGGAAGCAAUUCAGGAUUGCUCAGAAGCACUUAAGAUGGACCCAAAGAAUGUCAAAGCAUUUUACAGACGAGCACAAGCAUAUAAAGAGCUCAAGGACUACAGAUCUAGUAAAGCGGAUAUCAACAGCCUCUUGAAAAUUGAACCAAAGAACAGUGCUGCUCAGAAACUACUGCAAGAAUUAAACUGUUAAAAUAAGAGAGGCUAAAGGCAACACCAUGCUCUUCUGAAGAUAUGUUUCCUGUUUUGUUUUGUUUU